Messenger RNA from Corythoichthys intestinalis (scribbled pipefish), 2754 nucleotides. RefSeq names its product hematopoietic death receptor (gene hdr). The coding region runs from base 125 to 1309 and encodes 394 amino acids. The record is from RefSeq and is a predicted model, not a curated record. Gene Ontology annotation, molecular function: protein binding; tumor necrosis factor receptor activity. The transcript has 10 exons. Gene Ontology annotation, cellular component: external side of plasma membrane; CD95 death-inducing signaling complex; membrane raft. Gene Ontology annotation, biological process: motor neuron apoptotic process; activation-induced cell death of T cells; necroptotic signaling pathway. NCBI's taxonomy places the organism in Eukaryota, Metazoa, Chordata, Actinopteri, Syngnathiformes, Syngnathidae.
UCCCAUCUGGCAACCCUGAUUAAGUCACACCUGCGAACUUCCGCACUAUCUUAGAAAAACUUCUCAAGAGUAGGUGGCGGGUAGGGUGCUCUGUCUGCUAGACCAUAACGUAAUUUACCGAAGAAUGAACAGGAUCUUGCCUUGUAUUGUGAUUGGUGUUUUUGUCUGGUCUUUUUCCUCCACCGUCCCAUUCCCAACAACUGGCCUUCAUUUGGGAGACAUCCCAAUCCGACGUACAGUAAUCUGUAAAAAUGGGGAGUACCGGAGUAACAACAUCUGCUGCAAGUACUGCCCAGCUGGUACCCAUUUGAAAUCCGACUGCACUGUGCCAGGUGAAAAGGGGCAGUGUGAGGAAUGUGAAGAUGAAACUUACACUGAGCACGACAAUCAUCUCCAAAAAUGUAUUGGAUGCACGCAGUGUCGUUCAGAUCAAGAAAUUGCCCAGGCUUGUAGCAAAACUCGAAAUAGUAUAUGCCGGUGCAAAGAGGGAGGAUUCUGUACACCUGAACAACCAUGUGAGAUGUGCAAGAAGUGUCUAAGGUGUCGUAAGGAUGAAAAGGUUGUACGUAACUGCACAGCUACCUCAAAUACGGAGUGCAAGAAAAUCCCUCUGCAGAGUGAGGCGACGCCAGCUGUCAUCAGUGUCUUAGUCAUCGCAAUUGCUUCAGUAGUAGUUGCUGGGGCAAUAUGCAUUUGGAAGAAGAAACAGGCAGGAGGAUCUACAGGAAAUGUGCAGAAAAAUGAGCAAGUGUAUUUGCAGGAGGGGAUGACUGAACAAACUCAAAGAAAUGGAUGCUCCCUUUUGAGCUUUACUUUGCCGCGGGUGAGCGUUCAAAGUUCAGAUGCUAAGGAUGAGUGUCAAGCACUGUUUGAAAACUCCAACAGCUCUGCCAGUAACUCGCAGCAAAAUCUAACCAGCCUGCCCCUUGCCUCUGCCCAACAAGUCCAUCUGAUCGCUAGUCAGCCCAUUUUGAAGCAGUAUGAGCCUUUCCCGGAGCUGUUUCCUGUGAAUGGCGAAGAGUCUCUCAGGAAGUGUUUCCAAUAUUUCGAGGAGAUCAGCAUCGCUUAUUAUAAGAGAUUCUUCCGUGAACUUGGCCUGAACAACAAUGUGAUCAAAACCACUGACCAAAACCAAUAUGAGGACAGGAUUCAUGAGUUACUAAGCAUUUGGUAUGAGAAAGAGGGCAAAUGUGCAUCUAUAAAUGACCUGCUAAAAGCCUUACUUGUGCUUGAUCAAAGGCUAACAGCCGAGUCCAUCAAGGAGAAAGCCUUGGAAGAUGGUCAUUACAUUUUAGAGAAAUCAUUGUAACUUUUUGUAGUUAUUCUGAUUACUUCUAAUUAGGUUACAUAAUGUGUAUGUUUUUGUAUACAGUGUUGUGACAAGAGUGGUGCAUGUUUUCAACCUUUGGAGACAUGCAAAGUUAUUUAUGCUACACAGUAUGGAUUGAAUUCUCAGGGACUGGUGGUUUAAUCUCACUGAGCAAUCAAACAAAUAUGCUUGAGGGGAUGCGCUUCACUGCAACUUUCAUAAUAUAUUUAUUGAAAGCAUUUAACAAGUAUGUUGUUCAAUGUUUCGUAUAGUGACUGUGACAUUGCUUACUGUGCUGCUUCAGAUGCCUCAGAAAUGAUUUUAUUUUUCUUGGGCAAAAGGUGUAAAGUGAACUAUCAGGUUAGAAUUACAAAUGGAUCAUUUUAACUUUAAUAGUUCUGGGUUGCCAAAGUUUUACAAAGUGAAUGUCUUUACUGAUGCUUUAUCAAAGUGCGAAGAUGUUUCAAUAUUUUUUGUAGAGCUUUUGUUACUGUUAGUGAACCACAUACAAUGACUUAUAUAAUUAAAUGCACUACGUAUGGUUUCGCUAAAAUGUACAAGAUGAUCGCUGUUCCAUCCAUAUUUAUGUAUUUUUUUUUUUAAUGAAAUGGUGUAACUGGAACACAGUCUGCACACAAUGUGGGAAAGUUGCCUUUUGGGUUACUUCCCAAAACAUACAAAAUGUAUUUUGUCUGCAUUUUGGACACUUUCACCCUAUAAUGAAGGAAGCAAGUUUCACAAUGUGUACUUUUUGACAUGUUUGAGAUUUUUUUUUUUCUCUGAGUGAGGCUAUCAUUUUGGUUAAAAUGUUCUAUUAUGCUGCUUCUGCUCGUAUGGUCAUGUAUUGCUUGUAUUCGAAGGAAAAGAAUUGUAAAUUAUGGCACUUGCGUAAUAGUGCUGACCCUGGUAUGUUUUUAACAAUACAGUGAUCCCUCAAUUAUCGCAGUUAACGGGGACCAGAACCGACCCGUAUAAAGUGAAAAACCACGAAGUAGGGUCGCCCGCCACAUUGUUAAUUUGCUUAUUUUUGUGUGUGUGUGUGUUAUCUUUGGACCCAAAUAAAGAAAAAUGUAAAAAUGUUAACAAAAAUAUACUUAAUGCAAAAAUCUAAACACGUGUUGUACAUUCAUUUGCUCUUAUGAUACAUGUGUGUAAGUGUAUAAUCAUACACACAUGUAAAUGAAGUCAGGAGGGAUCUCUUGGAGUGGGCUGCUGGUCAGCGAAUCAGGUGAUCGGGCUCUCCCUGCCUUCUGCUAGCGCACGGGCAACUUUUUCACCAUAUCUCAAUUUUGAAUUUUUUUUUCUGAAUUUAAUUUUGAUAAAUAUUUUUAAAUCCGUGAUGCACUGAGAGUGCGAAAGUUGAACAGCGAGGGAUCGCUGUAUUUGUUGAUGUCUGCUGAAAGGCUGUUGUUAAAAUGUGCCAAAGUUAUCAUUGACUAAAGAAU